AGAGCGCGGCCGCGGUGCGUGGCCAGGAGCGGUCGCCUAGGGGCUGCACCGCCGCUCGCACAGUACACCGGACGCUCAGCCACGGGCACCCGACGGCAUUGCUCUGCGUUCCUCUCACUGCGGCCCGCGCCCUGCCAGCCACCUACGCUAGGUCUCCGCGCAUCCCGGGCUUCCGAUGGCCCCCGAGGCCAGGGCGUCCCCGCGCCUGCUGCUCAGGGCGGCACUGCUGCUCCUGGCGGCGCUGUUACCAGUGGCUACCUCAGCAGGACCCCCAGUUGACCACCCACUGAAGCCAAGGCAUGUGAGACUGCUGUCCACUAACAUGGGCCUGAAGGUCACAUGGGACCCACCCAAAGACGCUUCCAGUAGACCGGUGGAGUAUUACAACAUUGCCUAUGGGAAGUCACUGAAAAAUCUUAAGUCCAUCAAGGUGAAUGCGGAGACGCACUCCUUCCUUAUUAAGGACGUGGAGCCGGGGGUGGUGUACUUCGUGCUGGUUACCGCAGAGAACCACAGCGGAGUGAGCCGCCCCGUUUACAGAGCUGAGAGCCCACCCGGAGGUGAAUGGAUCAAGAUAGAUGGUUUUCCCAUCAAGGGUCCAGGACCAUUUAAUGAGACCGUCACAGAAAAGGAAGUGCCCAACAAGCCCUUGCGUAUGCGUGUCCGAGCCUCAGACGACAGGCUGUCCGUUGCAUGGAAGGCACCACGCCUGUCUGGAGCCAAGAGCCCACGAAGAUCUCGGGGUUUUCUUCUGGGCUACGGGGAAAGUGGCCGGAAGAUGAAUUAUGUCCCACUGACCAGAGAUGAGAGAUCACAUGAAAUUAAAAAGCUCGCCUCUGAGUCGGUGUAUGUGGUCUCCCUGCAGUCCACGAACUCCCAGGGGCAGAGUCAGCCCGUCUAUAGGGCUGCCCUCACAAAGCGCAAGCAUGCAGAAGAGGAUGAACUGGACGUGCCUGAAGACAUUAGUGUCCGGGUCAUGUCAUCUCAGUCCGUGCUCGUGGCCUGGGUGGAUCCUCUUGUGGAAAAACAGAAGAGAGUUGUUGCAUCAAGACAGUACACUGUGCGUUACCGAGAGAAGGGGGAGUCGGCCAGGUGGGAUUACAAGCAAGUCUCUAACAGGCGUGUCCUGGUGGACAGCCUGAUCCCAGACACCGUGUAUGAAUUCGCAGUCCGGAUUUCACAAGGGGAACGAGAUGGCAAGUGGAGUGCAUCCAUCUUCCAGAGAACGCCGGAAUCGGCUCCCACCACUGCACCUGAGAACCUGAGAGUCUGGCCAGUCAGUGGCAAGCCAACAGUUGUCACCGUAUCCUGGGACACAUUGCCAGAGUCUGAGGGGAAAGUGAAAGAAUACAUUCUUUCAUAUGCCCCGGCUCUCAAACCAUUUGGAGCAAAGUCCCUCACCUUCUCUGGACACACUACUUCUGCCCUCGUGGAUGGUCUGCAGCCUGGGGAACGCUAUCUGUUCAAAAUCCGGGCCACAAACAGGAGAGGCCCGGGGCCACACUCCAAAGCCUUCAUUGUCGCUAUACCAACAACCAGUUCUACUGAGGCCAGUGCCCAGCCAGAUGGGAGAGACAGCAGCAGGAAACCUGAGAAACUGCAGCAGCCUUCUUCCCCAGCUCCCAAAGUUGCCGCUUCCUCAAAACACACGCCGUCAGCCAAAAAUGUCAAGGAUGCUCUCUCAGACUUGAACAAAAUCCGAACUAAUGGUGUGGUACCUGGAAAAACCCAGCUUCACUCUAAAAUGGGAGAGCUGGAUCCGCAGUCUACAGAAGUCACUGGCGAGGAGGAACUGGAUUCCCUUGAAGAUCCUCGUUCAUCACGGUUGGAGACCCUAAACCAGAAGCAACCCUUGAGGGUACCAAGUAGAUCUGGUCAUGGGGUUCUGGCUCCUGGUAGGACUCCAGCCAGGACUGGCCUGCCAGUGCUGCCCCGCAAGGAAGUGAUGGAUAGGCGUGGCCCCUCAUUAGACCCCCAUCUUCGUCCAAGGGUUGAACCUUCAGCUUCUUCAGCCUACCACCAGCUCAGCUCUAUAGACAAUGAUUCUGUGGACCAAAAUGAAUAUGAUCAAGCAGUAUCCCCUGACCCUAAAGCUGCCUCUUCCUUGUCAUCUCCCAAGAAUCCAGCCAGGUCCAGGCCAACUUCCGUCCCUAGCCGCCAUGCGGCUUCUAACAUGCUCAGAGACAAAAGCCGGAUGCACCCGGGUACAAAGGCAUCAUCAUUAUCUGCAUCGAGCCAGUCCCAUUCUUCCACCAGCGAGGAAGAUUCCAGCGCUGCAGCCCAACCCCGGAGACAUUUCCUACGGCAGGGAGGAUCCUCUCGACCCGCACUUUCUAGGGAUCGCCAGGAUGCCCAUGCCUCUGGUUCCAGUACACCUUCCCAAACUGUCAGCUCUUCUCAUCCCUCUGCCCUGACAGAGGGCUCUGAGGAAGAGGACACUUCUGAUGGUGGGGCGGAUAUUGACAGAGCUGCAGGAGACACCAGAAGGCGAGCUGAGGCCACUGCUCAGAUCCAACAGACCCGGCCUGCCUUGGGACACUUUAGUUUGAUACGGAAUAAGCCCUUCCCUGCCCACAGCAGAAAUCCAAACAGGUUCCCCAAACUCCGCGGACCAAGGCUUCAGCCCUCUAGGUCUCCCCAGUCUACCUCAGCCUCGAAAGUCCUCACCAGGGCUCCUUCGCUGCCAGCAUCCCACACUAGGCCUGGCUCUGAUGUUUAUGGAGACGGUGAGGAUGAAGAGCCACUUCCAGCCACCGUGGUCAACGAUCGUACACCUUCCUCUUCCAGUCACCCAAUCUCUGGGGGCUCAGACACUCUGAGAAGAGGCUCCCAGAGAGGGGCCAGCUUGUACGGGAAGGAACCCAUCCCAGAAAACUCCAAAGCUGCUGGAGCGGAUGUACAUCCAGGAGGCAAAUCCCCUCUGUCCUCCAAGGCUCAGGGCUUUCAACUGAGCACAGAUGAGGGUGCUCCUCAAACACCCCCAUCAUCCACCAGCCGCCAGCUGUCCCCUGCUAGACAUCCAGCAUCGAGAUCACAGCCCUCCCCUGGGUCCACUGUUCCCAGAAGAAUGGCACCAGGUCGCAGCUCAGAGCUCUCUAGUUCUCAGAGCAAGGAUAGGUCACUUUCCCAGCCCAAGUUGUCUCUUGCUCACACAGGGCCUGACCGCCCACACGCAGCAAACUCCCGUGGGGUGCUCCCCUCGGCUCCCCAGAAUCAGAAUGAGGGUUCCCAGAGCAGCUACGAGGACAACAGCACUGAAAUUGAAGGCCCAGACCCUCGGGCUCCCACUCACACCGCUCACGCCAAGGAUACCACCCCAUCCAUUCUCAAACCUCAGGAGAAGGGCUCCCAGCCAGGGAACAGUGGCAACCGACCUCAGCCCAGCCAUUCAGGAGCCUCUGAGAGACCCAUCCGGCCUGGCAGCACCCACCCACGGGUCCAGGUUCCUGGCAGGGCUGGGGUCCAGGCCACACCAGCAAAGAAGAUCUCGCCUUCCAAGCAUCCUCUGCCACCUGAAUCUCAGCAAUCAGUCUUCGCUGAGGAGGAAGAGGAAAAUGAAGGGACUUUAAAAGGCAAGGAAGACUCUCUGUCUACCUCAGUUAAAAAGUGGCCUUCUUCCUCCUCCCCCCGGAACAACAAAUAUGCAGACAGGAACCUUGACAGAGACAAGGCUGCCAUUGGGCAACUUGUGCAGGAAGAAAACAGCAUUCCUGGAAGGCGAUCACCAGGCAGCCCCCCAAUAGCCUCACAUCCACCUACCUGGUACCAGCCUAGAAACCCUUCCACUGCAAGUCCCAGCGCAAGCACGCACUCCUGGCCAAGGUAUACCACCCGGGCCCCUUCCACCUACUCUUCCACGACACCAAUGCUGUCUUUGCGGCAGCGGAUGCAGCGUAGGUUCCGGACGCCUGUCUCACGCCAGCCUCCACCGAGACCAGUGCUUACAUCAGGUUAUAACGGAAGGGCAAAUGUUGGCGAGAACAACAUUCCAAUACCUCCUGGUAGUAUUGGAAAACCAAACGGUCAGAGAAUUAUCAAUGGUCCUCAAGGAACAAAGUGGGUUGUAGACCUGGAUCGCGGCUUGGUGUUGAAUGCAGAAGGGCGGUACCUGCAAGACUCACAUGGUAACCCUCUCCGGGUGAGGCUCGGGGGAGAUGGUCGCACCAUCGUGGAUCUGGGAGGAACCCCUAUGGUGAGUCCUGAUGGCCUCCCUCUCUUUGGGCAGGGGAGACAUGGCAAACCUGUGGCCAGUGCCCAGGAUAAACCCAUCUUGAGUCUCGGAGGGAAGCCCUUAGUGGGCUUGGAGGUGAUCAAAACCACCACCUACCCUCCUACCACAACCAUGCUUCCACCUACAACAACCACCACUGUGCCGACCACUACAACCCGGCCGCCUACAACCACCACCACCACCACCCGCCGCACAACCACCCGCCGCACAACCACUACCAGGCAUCCCACAACUACAAUUCGAGCUACUCGAAGGACAACGACCACUACCACCACUCCAGAACCUACCACCCCUUCUCCUACUUGUCCCCCUGGGACCCUGGAACACCAGGAUGAAGCCGGCAACCUUAUAAUGGGCUCAAAUGGAAUCCCAGAGUGCUACCCCGAGGAAGAUGACUUCUCAGGCCUGGAGACUGACACUGCACUACCCACAGAAGAGGACUAUGUUGUAUACGAUGACGAUUAUGGAUUUGAGACCACAAGGCCACCGACCAGCACCAUGCUCUCAACCACUGCUGCCACACCGAAGGUCAUCCCAGAGCAGGGCACGGUCAGCUCCUUCCCAGAGGAAGAAUUUGACCUUGCUGGAAAGAGGAGAUUUGUUGCUCCUUAUGUCACAUACCUCAGUAAAGACCCAACAGCCCCGUGCUCCCUGACUGAUGCUCUGGACCAUUUCCAAGUGGAAAGCCUGGACGAACUCAUUCCAAACGACCUGACAAAGAGUGAUCUGCCUCCUCAGCAUGCUCCCCGGAACAUUACUGUGGUCGCCAUGGAAGGCUGCCACUCCUUUGUCAUUGUGGACUGGAACAAAGCCAUCCCUGGAGAUGUGGUAACAGGAUACCUGGUCUACAGCGCCUCUUAUGAGGACUUCAUCCGGAAUAAAUGGUCAACUCAGACCUCGUCAGUGACCCAUCUGCCCAUUGAGAACUUGAAGCCAAACACAAGGUAUUACUUCAAAGUUCAAGCCAAAAACCCUCAUGGCUAUGGGCCUGUCAGCCCUUCAGUCUCAUUUGUUACAGAAUCAGACAAUCCUUUGCUGGUUGUGAGGCCACCAGGUGGUGAGCCCAUCUGGAUCCCAUUCGCUUUCAAGCAUGACCCUGGCUACACUGAUUGCCAUGGUCGGCAGUAUGUGAAACGAACAUGGUACAAAAAGUUUGUGGGAGUCGUUCUUUGUAAUUCUCUAAGGUAUAAGAUCUACCUCAGUGACAAUCUCAAAGACACAUUCUACAGCAUUGGAGACAGCUGGGGAAGAGGUGAAGACCACUGUCAGUUUGUGGAUUCGCACCUGGAUGGAAGAACAGGGCCUCAAUCUUAUAUAGAAGCCCUCCCCAACAUUCAAGGCUACUAUCGCCAGUACCGCCAGGAGCCUGUCAGCUUUGGACACAUUGGUUUUGGAACCCCCUAUUACUAUGUGGGUUGGUACGAAUGUGGAGUCUCCAUCCCAGGGAAGUGGUAACCACAGGAUGGGCCUGCUGCAAGUUCAUCCUUCCGGCCUGUGUGACUAACCUGCGCUAGGGAUUCUGGGCAAAAGAAAGACAGUGUUCCAAGCCCGCUGCCCCAGUGUGUCAAGAGGCCACAGGGUGGACAUGGCAUUUGAGCCUCUUCAGUCAGAAUUCGGCCACAUUUCUUGGUCUGAACUAUAAAUACAAUUCAGUUUUGCUGGAACUUCACUUCUCCUCUGCACUUUGAUCAUUUGUAAUCACACCUUCCAGAGACAUCAACCCUGCAGCGGAUCCAGUGUGAUUUCCAGACUCUCCAGGCACAAAACCUGAACACUCUGGGAUCUCCAGGGAACAGCACUGGCGUGCUCUGCUGGCUUCACAGAACGCUCUCUGCUCCUCUCUUCUUCGAAUCAGCCAACUUUAAGCUUCACACGUCUUUGUAUGAAGUAGAAUUGAAUUACUGGAAUUACGGAAGGAAGUAUACCCUCUUUGAGAUUUAUCCUAAAGACCUAUCCAUCAUGGGGCUAAGUGCCUCAGUUCUUAUUUGUAAAUUCUCAAUUUUGAUAUAUAUAUGUGUGUGUGUGUAUAUAUGCAUAUACAUAUUCACACUCAUCAAGAAUACUGAUUAAACUUGAGCUAAAUUUAGAGUUGUUCUUUAGAUGAAUGUGUGCAAGAC
Messenger RNA from Mus caroli (Ryukyu mouse), 6348 nucleotides. RefSeq names its product fibronectin type III domain containing 1 (gene Fndc1). The record is from RefSeq and is a predicted model, not a curated record. Gene Ontology annotation, molecular function: protein binding. NCBI's taxonomy places the organism in Eukaryota, Metazoa, Chordata, Mammalia, Rodentia, Muridae.